AUGAGUCUACACACGUCCCAGAGAAACCGCAAAUCCGGUUCUAGGCCAGACCUGAGCGAAGUGCACGGUGGUAAUGGAUACGGACAGGAGUACAUGGACGGCGGAGGAUACAAUACAUACAGCUACUCAAAGACGUCCAUGGGAGGUGGUGGAGGAGUACAGGGGUAAGACGGUUUUUAUUUAUUCUAAAGGCCAUUCAUUGUGCUGUAUUACACAACUGUAGCUCUCACUUGCCCGAAUACUGUUUUUAGUAGGCUAAAUUUCUCCAGAGAGAAAAUGCGUUGUCCAAAGUGUGGCUAUCUCCGGUUGAAAUCAUCAAACACAUUUUUGAUUUCCAUCUAGUUCAUGAAUAACUUGAUAUCAAGAUAUUGGAAUUCUUGAGGGAAAUGUAUAGUUGUCUGUCUAUUGACUAGGACGAAUAUUUGUAUUACCACAAAGCCUAGUACACAGUUAUUUUUUUCUGUGUGCAGACCCAGUUCAUAAUGUAUUACCCUGCAUUGAGAGGUAUUCGUUUUGAAGAACGAUGCUCUGGCCUGACUGCUAAAAACAUGACACGAAAUGCAAAUUAAACGUUUUAUUACAGCCUACAUUAGUUAACAUGUCACGAUAUGCAUAUUAUGAGCACUGAGAACGUAUUUGCAUGCAUCCAAAUAGAUAUGUGGAGUUUUUUACACUAUAGAGAUCACUACUGACUGUUGCCUGGCUACCCAAACUCCUUGCUCUGGCCAAAUGCUACGCCACGCCCACGGACAUUAGUUGAUGUAUGUAGUAAACAUAGACCUGAAACCUGUCUCUGUGCCUCUCUGUGGGGAAGCUGCAGGGAGACUUAAACUUUAAUUAUAACUCACAUAGCAAACUGUGAGGCUCUAACACACUUCUACUCCAUUCCUGAGACCUGUGUAGGAAUCUUAAACAUUCUAUAGAGUCUAUAUUAGUAUAGAGGUCAUAGUUGAUGAUUACAGUAUGAAUACCUGUAGAAAGACUAUUCAUAUGACAACAAACAAAGACCAACAGAUCCUCUGGGAGCACGUAAAGCCAUGUGAAGUUUCAGUAGCUCUUUAGCAGUUGCAUUCUCUUUAUAUGUGCAGUUUUUAGUCUCUCUGCCACUCUGUGUUGUUGGUUAAGUGGCAAAGGAAAACCAUGUCACUACGCUUGAAAACCACUUCCCGGGAAAAGCAUGUCACUACUCUUGAAAACCACUUCCCGGGAAAAGCAUGUCACUACUCUUGAAAACCACUUCCCGGGAAAAGCAUGUCACUACUCUUGAAAACCACUUCCCGGGAAAAGCAUGUCACUACUCUUGAAAACCACUUCCCAGGAAAAGCAUGUCACUACUCUUGAAAACCACUUCCCAGGGAAAGCAUGUCACUACUCUUGAAAACCACUUCCCGGGAAAAGCAUGUCACUACUCUUGAAAACCACUUCCCGGAAAAGCAUGUCUCUACUCUUGAAAACCACUUCCCAGGAAAAGCAUGUCACUCUUGACUCAUGUUUCCCCUUUGCCCAUCCCUGCACAUAGUCCAUUCAAUUAGGGCACAUCGGAAGCAUCCUUAGAUAACUAAAUUCUUGCUAGUUGCUGCACUAAGACCACAAUUCAUUGCAGGAAACCACCGGGAUCAUUGACGUACAUAAUUGAUCAAUGUUAAACAUUUAUUUAACGAGGAAGUCACAUUGAGGUCAGAAGAAGGGCCAGUUGUUGACAGUGAUGAGGAUGAUGAUUACAAUGAUGACAAUGUUUUAUAGUGAUGAUGUUUAUAGGAGGCUAAUGAUGAUAAUGGUGACGAUGUCUUCCAUGUCUCCUACAGCCAGUCCACCCCCAGUGCCCUCCAACAGAAGGCAUACAUCCUGCAGGGCCAAUGUCAGGAAUACCUGAGGAAGGCAGAACACUGCCUACAGGCCGUAAGUCACUACCUACCAUAGAGAUAUAAUAAGUGUUAUAUUCUAUGAGUCACUUCAUGUCCUGUCUGCUUUGAGAUACUGACUUUAGUCAUGUUUUAGUCUAAAUACAGUUAGUCUGCAUGUAAUCAGACAGUCUGACUAAGAUAUGUACUAUACCUGACUGUGGUAUGAAAGCUGAGAUAGUACUACACUAAUCCUACAACCAAUCACCCUUGACUUGCUUUAGUGGAGUUCUUGUAAGUACAAGUAGGCCUAUGCAUGUUAUCAUCAGAGGAACAUGAAUGAGGUUUCUUAUCUUGGGUAGACAUUCACACAUGACGAAUCCUCACACCUGGCAUGUGAAAUAUGCUCUGUCAGGUGCAACUCCACCCUUUCACUUCAUGUUCUCAAAUGAGCUUAAAACCGCAUUAGAUAUUUAAGUCUGUCAAGCCAGGUCUUAUCAGAAUCAUGUCUUUGUUUAAUAAAUCAUAACCAGUGAGAUUAUAUGGCUCAUCUGUCCCUGUUAUGUUUGACAUGUUCAUGCAGGUAUGGCUGACUCAACGCGUGCGUGUGUGCGUGCACGCACAUGAGUGCGUGUGUUUUUGUUUCAAGCUGCAUGGAAUGAAAGUAGUGUGUUUUUGGAUUAUGCAUGGUCUGAAAGAAGGCAUUGUCUCAGCUUCUGUUUGGUACACAGUCUGCAGUAAACCCAGCGACUAUCUUUAAACACACACCCAGGGAAUGUUUUAAUUUGGCCAUGACCUGUCACAGAAUGUACUCGUUAACCAUUAUAGUACACUACUACAAUCUAAUAUGAGUAAUAGAAGCUGUCUGGACAAAGGUGAUUAUGAUUGAAACAUUAUGGUCCUGUCAUUAACUGGGUUUUGAACUGAAGGACUCACCUGACUGAACAUAGUCUACUGUAUUCUCGUUUGAGAAACCUAGAACAGCAAGUCGAAGCUAGACUGAACAUAAUAUACAAAUCCAUAAUGUGCAUCUCUUCCUGACAUUUCCCUGUUGAUCCUACAGGGCGGCGAUGCUGGGCGUGCCACAGCCGAGGCAGAACGCUUCAUGGCCAUGGCCAGAGAGACCAUAGAGCAGCUGAAGGGAUGUGCUCGGGACCUGAGCCACAUGGGCCAAUCCAACGACAACGUGGUCCGAAGGUCAGUAGUCUCACGGUACCAAACCUCAACACCAUAUUCUUGUUUGAAACCUAGAAAGGCUGGAGUCAAGGUGAAGAGGUCAAAUAUACAGAGAGAUGACCACUACUACAACUUUUUAUUUGUACAGGUUAUUCUCAUUGGGGCCGAUUUAGACUUAGGAAAUCUAUUUCUUUUUUACACGUUUUGAUGUAAGUACUUCUCAGUAUUUGAUAUUUAGACAUACCUUAUCCAGGUGUGCAACAAGCUCUUUGGAAGUGGCUUCCUUAUGCACACUGAAUCAAUGUAAUUCAACCGCCAAAGACGCUCCCACUUGCUGGCCAACAGAUUUUGGAAUGGAGUUUUCAUUCAAUAGGGUUUUCAGUACAUUUAUCUAAAGCAAUCCCUUUAAAUACAGUGUACCUUUAAUUUGAAUUCUCGGCAGACUUACGUUCCCAGCAAGAUGCCGCUCAAAACAGAAGGGGGAACUAACUAAGAGUCACUGACCACAACCAAAAAGAAACAGGUGGGGUUUUAGCAGGGGUUCUGAAAGACACUCAUGGGGGUGUCCACUAAAAGUUGACUAGCAACAACUGCUGUGGCCUAAAAGACACCCACCAUGAGUGGCGCAGUGGUCUAAGGCACUGCAUCGCAGUGCUAACUGUGCCACUAGAGAUCCUGGUUCGAAUCCAGGCUCUGUCGCAGCCGGCCGCGACCGGGAGACUCAUGGGCGGCGCACAAUUGGCCCAGCGUCGUCCAGGGUAGGGGAGGGAAUGGCCGUUUAAACUGCCACGUUUUGUCUGCAUUCCAUAUUGAUUCAAAUAGGCUACAUGUCCCAAAUUAUUUCACAACUUGUAAUUAAAUAUGAUCCACUAUUGCUAGCGACCCUCAGCAACAACUACAUGGACGUGACAGCAUUUACAGAGGAAACAAAUAAAAGUAGGCUAAAUCAAACAAUGUGGCCUAAUGGAAUGAUAUGGAAUGAUACGGAAUGUAGGGACUGAAGGGAACUAACCCUAAAUAAAGUUAUAAGGUCAUACAAUUUAAAUUCUGCUUAACGGCACAGCAUGUCAUACUUCACUGUGGGAGAUAAAUACCUGUUAUGUUGAGAUGCUUUUCAGUUUGCAGCCUUAUGACUGAUUUCACAUUUGUCUCCAGCGAUCAUAAGAUAAAAUAGAUCUAAAACAAUAGGCAUUUAUAUUUACAAUCCCCUUAUCCAAAUGGAUUACUCAUGUACCUAGCUCUUAUCAAUAAAGUGAGGUCCAAAAGUAUUGGGACAGUGACCAAUAUUUAUUUGGGGGGAUCAAUGUUGUUGUUCCUCCAGUAGAACACCAGAUCUUUUGAAAUGACACAACAACUUUGAGGUUAAAGUGCAGACUGUCAACUUUAAUUUGAGGGUAUGUUCAUCCAUAUCGGGUGAACCGUUUAGAAACUACAUCACUUUGUACAUAGCCCCCCCCAUUUUAGGGGACCAAAAGUAUUGGGACAAAUCCACUUACGUGUAUUGAGGUAGUAAAAAGUUAAGUAUUUGGUCCCAAUUCAUAGCACGCAAUGACUACAUCAAGCUUGUGACUCUUCUACAAAUUUGUUGGAUGCAUUUGCUGUUUGUUUUGCUGAUGGUGCCAACAGAUCUGGCAGCUCUGCUUCUAGCUCCUAAGCAACUUUGCAGUAUUUUGUUUUUUUGUGUGUUAUUUCUUACAUUAUUAGUCCAGGAUUUUUUUUGUGUUAUUACAUACAGCCGGAAAUAACUUUUGGAUAUCAGAGCGGCGGUAACUCCCCAGCAUUACGACCUGGAAUACGACUUUCCCGAAAUGGAUCCUUUGUUCGUACCCCCCAGGCAAUUUAACUUAUUCCAGAGGCUGCUCCAAAAACGUUGGCAGAGAAGAGGUAUUCGGAGUGGACUUCUAGUCUGACUCAGGAGGCGUGCACACCAUCCACCACUUCCGAGUAUAUUACUCGCGAAUGUUCAGUCUCUGGAUAAUAAAGUAGAUGAGCUCGGGGCGAGGAUCUCCUUCCAGAGAGACAUCAGGGAUUGUAACAUACUCUGUUUCACGGAAACAUGGCUCUCUCGAGACAUACUGUCCCCGUCCAUACAGCCAGAUGGGUUCUCAGUACAUCGCGCAGACAGGAAUAAAGAACUCUCCAGGAAGAAGAAAGGCGGGGGUGUAUGUUUCAUGAUUAACUACUCAUGGUGUGAUUGUGAUAACAUACAGAAACUGAAGUCCUUUUGUUCAUCCGACCUAGAAUACCUCACAAUCAAAUGUCGACCGUAUUACCUCCCAAGAGAAUUAUCUUCGGUUAUAGUCACAGCCGUGUAUAUUCCCCCUCAAGCCGAUACCACAACGGCACUCAAAGAACUACACUGGACUUUAUGCAAACUGGAAACCACAUAUCCUGAGGCCGCCUUUAUUGUAGCUGGGGAUUUUAACAAAGCAAAUUUGAAGUUCUACCAACACAUUGACUGUAGUACUUGCUCUGGGAAAACAUUGGACCACUGCUACUCAUCUUUUUGAAAUGCCUACAAGGCUCUCCCCCGCCCUCCCUUCGGCAAAUCUGAUCACGACUCCGUUUUGCUCCUCUUCCUAUAGGCAGAAACUCAAACAGGAAGUACCCGUGCUAAGGUCUAUUCAACGCUGGUCUGACCAAUCGGAAUCCAUGCUUCAAGAUUGUUUUUAUCACGCGGACUGGGAUGUGUUCCGGGUAGUCUCUGAGAAUAACAUCGACAAAUACACAGAUAUGGUGACUAAGUUCAUCAGGAAGUGUAUAGGAGAUUCUAUACCCACUGUGACUAUUAAAACCUACCCAAACCAGAAACCGUGGAUAGAUGGCAGCAUUCGCGCAAAAACGGAAAAGUGCGAACUACCGCAUUUAACCAUGGCAAGGUGACUGGGAAUAUGGCCGAAUAGAAACAGUGUAGUUAUUCCCUCCGUAAGGCAAUCAAAUAGGCAAAACUUCAGUACAGAGACAAAGUGGAGUCGCAAUUCAACGGCUCAGACACGAGACGGAUGUGGCAGGGUCUACAGACAAUCACAGACUACAAAGGGAAAACCAGCCACGUCGCGGACACCGACGUCUUGCUUCCGGACAAGCUAAACACCUUCUUCGCCCGCUUUGAGGAUAACACAGUGCCACCGACCCGGCCCACUACCAAGGACUGUGGGCUUUCCUUCUCCGUGGCCGACGUGAGUAAGACAUUUAAGCGUGUUAACCAUCGCAAGGCUGCCGGCCCAGACGGCAUCCCUAGCCGCGUCCUCAGAGCAUGCGCAGACCAGCUGGCUGGAGUGUUUACGGACAUAUUAAAUCUCUCCCUAUCCCAGUCUGCUGUCCCCACUUGCUUCAAGAUGUCCACCAUUGUUCCUGUACCCAAGAAAGCAAAGGUAACAGAACUAAAUGACUAUCGCCCCGUAGCACUCACUUCUGUCAUCAUGAAGUGCUUUGAGAGGCUAGUUAAGGAUCAUAUCACCUCUACCUUAUCUGACACCCUAGACCCACUUCAAUUUGCUUACCGCCCCAAUAGAUCCACAAACGAUGCAAUCGCCAUCGCACUGCACACUACCCUAUCCCAACUGGACAAGAGGAAUACCUAUGUAAGAAUGCUGUUAAUUGACUAUAGCUCAGCAUUCAACACCAUAGUACGCUCAAAGCUCACGUUUAAGCUUGGGGCCCUGGGUCUGAACCCCACCCUGUGCAACUGGGUCCUGGACUUUCUGACAGGCCGCCCCCAGGUGGUGAAGGUAGGAAACAACACCUCCACUUCGCUGAUCCUCAACACAGGUGCCCCACAAGGGUGCAGGUGGUGAAGGUAGGAAACAACACCUCCACUUCGCUGAUCCUCAACACAGGUGCCCCACAAGGGUGCGUACUCAGCCCCCUCCUAUAGUCCCUGUUCACCCAUGACUGCGUGGCCAAGCACGCCUCCAACUCAAUCAUCAAGUUUGUAGACGACACAACAGUAGUAGGCCUGAUUACCAACAAUGACGAGACAGCCUACAGGGAGGAGUUGAGGGCCAUGGGGGAGGGGUGCCACUAGUCACUUUAAUAAUGUUUACAUACUGCUUUACUCAUAUGUAUAUACUGUAUUCUAUUCUACUGUAUUUUAGUCAAUGCCACUCCGACAUUGCUCGAUCUAAUAUUUAUUUAUUUAUUAAUUCCAUUCUUUUACUUUUAUAUUUGUGUGUAUUGUUGUGAAUUGUUAGAUACUACUGCACUGUUGGAACUAGGAACACAAGCAUUUUGCUACACCCACAAUAACAUCUGCUAAAUAUGUGUAUGUGACCAAUAACAUUUGAUUUGAUUUGUGUUUCAGAUGAUUUAUAGAAAUGAAUGGUAAAUAAUGUAUUGUGUCAUUUUGGAGUCACUUUUAUUGUAAAUAAGAAUAGUAUAUGUUUCUAAACACUUCUACAUUAAUGUGGAUGCUACCAUGGUUACGGAUAAUCCUGAAUGAAUCGUGAAUAAUGAUGAGUGAGAAAGUUACAGACGCACAAAUAUCAUACCCCAAGACAUGCUAACCUCUCACCAUUAUAAUAACAGGGGAGGUUAACAUUUUUGGUGGGGUAUGAUAUUUGUGCGUCUAUAACCUUCUCACUCAUCAUUAUCAGCACUCCUACUUUGAGAAUCUUUGUGGAAACGGGCCCAGUUCUGUAUUAAUAUAUUAGAAAUCCCUUACCUUCUUUCACUUUCCCUUCGUCAUCCAAAUUGUUAGGGUUAUGUAUAGCGUUGUUGUGUUUAACUCUCUCUCUCUCUCUCCCCCGUCUCUUUCCCCCUCCCUCCAUAGUGUUGAGCUGUUUAGGGACCAGUUAAAGGGAGUCCACAUGGCCAUUUAUGGGACCAUGCAGAGGCGGAGCCGGGGGAGCAGGGGGAGUGGUACAUGGGAGGAAGCUGGGAGGAGCUUCAACGAGGCCAUUGCCUGGAUUGGACAGCAGAAGGUACAGAAAACCACACCCUACCCAGAGAUAAAGGACAGA
Messenger RNA from Coregonus sp. 'balchen', 7978 nucleotides. The record is from the annotation of a GenBank genome assembly. Lineage: Eukaryota; Metazoa; Chordata; Actinopteri; Salmoniformes; Salmonidae.